GUAUGAGGAGAACCUGAAAAGCCUCCUUCAAUCCCUCAAAGCCAAUGCCUCCAUCUCGAGGGGUUUCAACUCCACCACCUCGGGCACGAGCCCUGACCAAGUCUAUGUCCUUGCCCAGUGCAGGGCUGACACCACCACCGCCGAGUGCAGAGAUUGCAUGAACAGGACCACAACCGACGCCCUGCAGUUACGUCCAACCAGGAAAGAGGCGAUCGUUUGGGACGAUCAGUGCAUCCUUCGCUACUCUGAUUCCAAUUUCAUCGGAUCAAUAAACACGAAUCGAUUAUACCUUCCGAAUGUAAACAAUGCCUCUGAUCGAGACUCCUUUAACCUGGAACUUGGUGGUCUGAUGAGGAACCUGACAUCGAGAGCUGUCUCUGACCCGCUACUCCUCUAUGCAUCCGGGAAGACUGUGUACGAUAAUUUUGUAACGAUUUAUGGGCUGUUGCAGUGCACGAGGGAUCUCGAUGAUGCAGAGUGUAGGAACUGCCUUGAAAGCUUGAUUGCCGACAUCCCCAGCUGCUGCAAUGGUCAUGUCAUGUCGGAGCUCAAGUUUUGAGCGGGAGUUGAGUUGUAUACUGCGGUAUGAAACAUAUUCAUUCUUCACACCCGCCCCUCCACCGCCACCACAGCCAAUGCCAAAC
Amborella trichopoda is the source of this 644-nucleotide messenger RNA. NCBI's taxonomy places the organism in Eukaryota, Viridiplantae, Streptophyta, Magnoliopsida, Amborellales, Amborellaceae. The record is from RefSeq and is a predicted model, not a curated record.